GAACUCACUCCGGCGAGCGAGCGGAGGCGCUCAGCCCUGUGGCAGGCGGCUGGGGCCGGCGAGGGCGCCGGAGCCGCGGGCGGCGGCGGGGCUCGGAGAGGCGAGCACAGGGGCUGGGACGGCGCGGCGCAGCCGCUGCGAGCGCCACUGAGCGGUCGCGCAACUUCGGAGCCUGAGCGCCGGAGCCAGGCGAGCGCUCGGAGACCCGGAGCCGGAGGGGCGCGCCGGAGCGUGGCUCGAGAGCCGGCGCCAGGCACCCAUCGCGCUCCGAGUGCCAGGCGGCCCUCCGCGCAGCGUGGCUGCCGCUGCCCCCACGGAAGGCACGGGCUGGCGCGGCCGGGCGCCGGGGAGGACGGCGAGGAGGAGGCGGCGGCGGCGGAGGCGGCGGCGGCGAGGCUGGGGCCAGGGAGACAGCCCUUGGGGAGAGGCGCCCGAACCGGGCCGCGGGAGCAUGUGGGCCCGGAGCGGAGCUCGGGGCGCGCUGCUGCUGGCACUGCUGCUCUGCUGGGACCCGAGGCUGAGUCAAGCAGGCACUGACUCCGGCAGCGAGGCGCUUCCCGACUCCUUCCCCUCGGCGCCGGCAGAGCCACUGCCCUACUUCCUGCAGGAGCCACAGGACGCCUACAUUGUGAAGAACAAGCCUGUGGAGCUGCGCUGCCGCGCCUUCCCCGCCACACAGAUCUACUUCAAGUGCAACGGCGACUGGGUCAGCCAGAACGACCAUGUCACACAGGAAGGCCUGGACGAGGCCACCGGCCUGCAGGUGCGCGAGGUACAGAUCGAGGUGUCACGACAGCAGGUGGAGGAGCUCUUUGGGCUGGAGGAUUACUGGUGCCAAUGUGUGGCCUGGAGCUCUGCGGGCACCACCAAGAGUCGUCGAGCUUACGUCCGCAUCGCCUACCUGCGCAAGAACUUUGAUCAGGAGCCUCUGGGCAAGGAGGUGCCCCUGGACCAUGAGGUUCUCCUGCAGUGCCGCCCGCCAGAGGGGAUGCCUGUUGCUGAGGUGGAAUGGCUCAAGAAUGAGGAUGUCAUCGACCCCACCCAGGACACCAACUUCCUACUCACCAUCGACCACAACCUCAUCAUCCGCCAGGCCCGCCUGUCGGACACGGCCAACUAUACCUGCGUGGCCAAGAACAUCGUGGCCAAACGCCGGAGUACCACUGCCACCGUUACCGUCUAUGUGAAUGGCGGCUGGUCCAGCUGGGCAGAGUGGUCACCCUGCUCCAACCGCUGUGGCCGAGGCUGGCAGAAGCGCACCCGGACCUGCACCAACCCCACCCCACUCAACGGAGGGGCCUUCUGCGAGGGCCAGGCCUUCCAGAAGACCGCCUGCACCACCGUCUGCCCAGUUGAUGGGGCGUGGACGGAGUGGAGCAAGUGGUCAGCCUGCAGCACCGAGUGUGCCCACUGGCGCAGCCGCGAGUGCAUGGCGCCCCCGCCCCAGAACGGAGGCCGUGACUGCAGCGGGACACUGCUCGACUCUAAGAACUGCACAGACGGGCUGUGCAUGCAAAAUAAGAAAACUCUAAGCGACCCCAACAGCCACCUGCUGGAGGCCUCGGGGGAUGCGGCGCUGUACGCGGGGCUCGUGGUGGCCAUCUUCGUGGUCGUGGCCGUGCUCAUGGCGGUGGGGGUGGUGGUGUACCGCCGAAAUUGCCAUGACUUCGACACAGACAUCACUGACUCAUCUGCCGCUCUGACUGGUGGUUUCCACCCUGUCAACUUCAAGACGGCGAGGCCUAGCAACCCACAGCUCCUACACCCCUCUGUGCCUCCCGACCUGACAGCCAGCGCUGGCAUCUACCGCGGACCUGUGUGUGCCCUGCAGGACUCCACCGACAAGAUCCUCAUGACCAACUCUCCCCUGCUGGACUCCUUACCCAGCCUCAAGGUCAAGGUCUACAGCUCCAGCACCACAGGCUCUGGGCAAGGCCUGGCAGACGGAGCUGACCUGCUGGGGGUCCUGCCGCCAGGAACAUACCCUAGCGAUUUCACCCGGGACACCCACUUCCUGCACCUGCACAGCACCAGCCUCGGCUCCCAGCAGCUCCUGGGCCUGCCCCAAGACCUGGGGAGCAGCGUCAGCGGCACCUUUGGCUGCCUGGGUGGGAGGCUCAGCAUCCCCGGCACAGGGGUCAGCCUGCUGGUGCCCAAUGGAGCCAUUCCCCAGGGCAAGUUCUACGAGAUGUAUCUACUCAUCAACAAGGCAGAAAGCACCCUCUUGCUGUCAGAAGGGACCCAGACAGUGUUGAGCCCCUCGGUGACCUGCGGGCCUGCAGGCCUCCUGCUGUGCCGCCCCGUCAUCCUCACCAUGCCCCACUGUGCCGAAGUCAGUGCCGGCGACUGGAUCUUUCAGCUCAAGACCCAGGCCCACCAGGGCCACUGGGAGGAGGUGGUAACCCUGGACGAGGAGACCCUGAACACACCCUGCUACUGCCAGCUGGAGCCCAGGGCCUGCCACAUACUGCUGGACCAGCUGGGCACCUAUGUGUUCACGGGCGAGUCCUACUCCCGCUCAGCAGUCAAGCGGCUCCAGCUGGCCGUCUUUGCCCCCGCCCUCUGCACCUCCCUGGAAUAUAGCCUCCGGGUCUACUGCUUGGAGGACACGCCUGUGGCACUGAAGGAGGUGCUCGAGCUGGAGCGGACUCUGGGCGGCUACUUGGUGGAGGAGCCAAAACCGCUGGUGUUCAAGGACAGUUACCACAACCUGCGCCUCUCCCUCCAUGACCUCCCCCACGCCCAUUGGAGGAGCAAGCUGCUGGCCAAAUAUCAGGAGAUCCCCUUCUAUCACAUCUGGAGCGGCAGCCAGAAGGCCCUGCACUGCACUUUUACCCUGGAGAGGCACAGCUUGGCCUCCAUGGAGCUCACCUGCAAGAUCUGUGUGCGGCAGGUGGAAGGAGAGGGCCAGAUAUUCCAGCUGCACACCACGCUGGCGGAGACACCUGCUGGCUCCUUGGACACUCUCUGCUCUGCCCCUGGUGGUGCCGUCACCACCCAGCUGGGACCUUAUGCCUUCAAGAUCCCAUUGUCUAUCCGCCAGAAAAUAUGCAACAGCCUAGAUGCCCCGAACUCACGGGGCAAUGACUGGCGGAUGUUGGCACAGAAGCUCUCUAUGGACCGGUACCUGAAUUACUUUGCCACCAAAGCGAGCCCCACAGGUGUGAUCCUGGACCUCUGGGAAGCUCUGCAGCAGGACGAUGGGGACCUCAACAGCCUGGCGAGUGCCUUGGAGGAGAUGGGCAAGAGUGAGAUGCUGGUGGCUGUGGCCACUGACGGGGACUGCUGAGCCUCCUGGGAUGGCAGGCUGGCAGGGACUGGCAGGAGGCAGGUGAGGGAGGCCCGAGGCAGCCUCCUGAUGGGAUAUUUGGCCUCUGCUUCCUCCCAGUUCACAGCCAGAGUUGCCUCACCUCCUCCUCCCCUUCCCCCAUCCCCAGACCACGACCAGCCUUAGAAAAUCCAUGUACUCUGUUGUUAGAGGGCCCACAGUUCCUUCUCCAUUCCACACGCUCUCUCUCCCUUGGCCUCAGAUCUGUGUGGGAACCAAGAUGGGGCUGAAGCCUCUGGAGGCAGUUGGUGGGGGCAGGCAGGAGGCCCUCCCUCCACCCCCACACCCCCAGUCCCCCACCCCCACCCUCAGCCCGACAACUUCUGGGUUCCAUGGGUUUUAGUUCUGUUCUUCAUUUUCUUCCUCCGUUAUCGAUUUCUCCUUUCUCCCUAAGCCCCCUUCUGCUUCCACACCCUUUUCCUCUUUGAAGAGUCGAGUACAAUUCAGACAAAUGGCUUUCUCCUGUCCAAAAGCAAAAAGGCAAAGGAAAGAAAGAAAGAAAGCUGCAGACUGCUUUAUUUAGUAAGGCUCAAAGAAGAAGAAGAAAAACACCAAAACCACAAGGGAAAAGAAAAACCCAGUUUCUUAGGAAACGCAAAUGAUUUAUUAUCCAAAUAUUUGGAUAAGUCCUUUUUAAGAAGAAAAAAAAAAGAAAACGAAAAACAACACAAAAAAAUAGAAAACUCUCUUCUUGAGUGUGGAUGAGAAUGGGCAGGCUCACACUUCUGACCAGGAGUGAAUGUGCCUGUGUGUGUGUGUGUGUGUGUGUGUGUGUGUGUGUGUGUGUACAUGUACGCUUGUGCGUUGGGGGGAGAAAGACUGAACAGAGAGUACUUUGCUGCUAACGAAUUCAUCUUGGACUAAAUUCGAACAAGGCCUCAGUUUCCCCAGUUGUGCAGGAUGUAGGUCAGACAGGGUUUUCACUGUCUAGAUUUAGAUGGUUAGAUUUCCCUCUAAAAUCUUAAGCAGAUGCUGAAUCCAUAAAGCCAAGGAGUGCUGAGGGCUGGAGUGGGUGGCCCUCCUUCCCGCAGCCCCAGGGAGAUGUCUCUGGCUCCUGGGAACCUGGAUUAAGAAAGUUGGGACGGAAGAGGACUGGUCAGGUCAGCUGUGAGCCAGGGAGAAUGUUCCAGUCCGGUUUUGGUCUGGUGGCUCCUAGAAAGGGAUGUGGCCCAGAAGUGGGACCCGAACAGAGGGACAAAGUGAGGGAGGAAAGUCCUCCGUGGGCACCUCUCUCCUGUGGGCGGGAUGGCUUUACCCUAGGGUGGUUCCAGCCCUGACACGCUCAUCCCCUCCUCCACCCAGCAGCCUCUGGAGCAGGUGGGCUGGAGCAGGGUGGUGCUCUCUUGAUGGCCAGGAAUCCAGAAACUAGCCUUCCCCAGCCUCGGUUUCUCCUUUUGUAAAGCAGAGUGAUGGCUGAGAGGUCCUCUCUAGCUGCAGAAGCCCCAGCUUCCCAGUGUCAGUCAGCCCUGCAGCGUGGGAGGCUGGGAGGCUGGUGGCCUGGCUGUGCUUUGCCCAGGAGUGGAGGAGGAGGCUGAGAAGCUGGUUUCCCAGCUCUGAUCUCCACAGGCAUCUCCUGUAACCCUCCUCUCACCCUCUACGGUCGGGGGAUCUGAAAUAACCUUCCCCAGUGGGCGGGGUUGCUAGGGUGGAGGGCCGGCACACACCAACCCCACCCAACCUGUUCCAGGGCCCUGCAUGGGGCAGCAUGAGUCCCUGGCCUUGUGCAGCUGCCUGCCAGUGGCUGGGACCAGGAUCUUGCAGUCAGCACAGAGGCCUCAUCAAAGGCCUCUCCCUCCCUCUUGGCACUCCAGGCAAGGCAGGUACCACCUUCCCCGACAGCUCUAGGCACUGACCCUAGGGCAUGCCCCAGCAGGCCUCUGAGCAGCUGCUGGGACCCCUCUCAGCACAUCCUGGCCUUUGAAUGUCUGAUAUCCUGAGAGGAGGGCAGGUUUUAGGGCCUCAGUUCCAGCCAGCAUGCCCAGCCUGGCUUCCCUGCCAUGGACUCAGUGGCUCAUGGGGCUUCUGACUACCCACCACCCUUGUGGUAUGGCCUGGCUGUGGGCAGAGGAGGACUUGCCUGGAGAUGUGAGAGAGGAUUCCUUCCACCAGGGCUGCUGAGGGGCCAGGCCUGCACCAAGGGCUGGGCCCCGAGGCUGAGACCAAGACUCUUGACCCUGGUGCUUCCCGUGUGGAUGCUGCCUUGGAUGAAGGCAGUGAGCCUUCCCUGCCAAAAUGCCCGUCCCAUGUGCUUGGCCUCGCUGGUCACUGUUAGCCCCUGCACACAUGUGGGCCUUGGUCACAUGGCUUUGAGGUCUGUCUGACCAGGCUAGACCACACAUGCAGUGACAGGUGGUGCCAUUCUCCUCGCAGACUCUGAAGUGCCCACAUGCAGCCUGGCAGUCCAAAGACCAGGAAUCAAGUUGCAAAUCUGCUGUUAAACUGCUGUGUGACUUCAGGCAUAUCACUGCCUUCUCUGGGCUUCAGUGUCCUUUUCAUACCUAGAAGGCUGUGGUCUCAGGCUCUUUGGGUUCAGACACUCUGUGCUAGGCUUCUGUAGGGGACCCUGUGGUCUGCCGUGCCCGCCUCCCUGAUCUUUUCUGUCCUCCCCGCCCCACCCUCAAAAGCUGCUUGCUCUGCCCCCAGGACAGGAGCUUGACGGAUGAGGUGUAGCUAGCCACCCAGGUGCCAUUUCCAGUCUGAUUUCCGGAAAUGUGCACCAUGUCCCGGAGCACAAAUUGGCUGGAGCCUCUUGGGAGGGUUCGAACUGUCCAGCUCUAUGAGAAACUACCAGAAAGGAUUUGCCGACUCUAUCCGUCUGUGGAGGCUGCCUGCCUCUGGGAUGGGAUCAGUGGUUUCUCCUCCAGUUCAGACCCAACAGACAGCUCCACAGGGCGUGUACCUGGUGGGUAGCAGCUCAGGUACUGUUGAAGGUGGCAGGGCGCUUACACAGGUGUUUCUCUCUCUCUCCUCUCUGGGGUGCGUGUGUGUGCGCAUGUGCGUGCCUGUGCUUUUCUCUGUGGGCACAUCAGACUGCCCCUCCGAGAACACGUGCGCGUGUCGCCACCAGAGCGUGUGUGUGUGUGUGUGUGUGUGUGUGUGUGUGUGUGCGCGCGCGCGCAUGUGCUGCCUCUGCGUCCCAGGUUUGGACAUCUGGAGGUUGGUGUGCCUGUCUUCUGCCCUCCCUGAGCCCACAGGGUCAGUCAGUGUAUAUUCUACGUGCCUCUCCCUCUGCCUUCUCUCACAGUGCCCUCCUGCUCCAGAGCUCAGGGGCAGGGGUUCUCCUGAGGGUGCAGGGGACCCUCCUCAUCUCCUGGACCCUCCAGGGCCCUCUGGUCCAUGUUCUCCAGCUCCCAGGCAGCUGAGCUGGGUCCCGUAGGAGAGGUGACCAGAAGCUUCAGUGCAGGGAGCUCUCAGGGGGGCAAAGGGCUGGACCCCUGCCAGGGCCAUGGACACAGUUAUAUGCCUGGGGGGGAGUGCAGGGCCCCAGGGAUGGCCCCCAAUCCCACCUCUGUUUAUUCUGUAAACUCCAACCUAUAAAUAACCUUUAGCAUUCCUAUUGUAACAAAAUUAAUUUUUAUGAAAUAAAUUAUAUUUCCUAGUCUAAUAAAA
Messenger RNA from Sapajus apella (tufted capuchin), 6937 nucleotides. It is a transcript of the gene UNC5B, whose product is annotated as unc-5 netrin receptor B. The coding region runs from base 452 to 3289 and encodes 945 amino acids. Gene Ontology annotation, biological process: anterior/posterior axon guidance; netrin-activated signaling pathway. The record is from RefSeq and is a predicted model, not a curated record. Gene Ontology annotation, molecular function: netrin receptor activity; protein binding. The transcript has 17 exons. Gene Ontology annotation, cellular component: membrane. NCBI's taxonomy places the organism in Eukaryota, Metazoa, Chordata, Mammalia, Primates, Cebidae.